This is a messenger RNA of Xiphophorus couchianus (Monterrey platyfish), 825 nucleotides long. RefSeq names its product small ubiquitin like modifier 2a (gene sumo2a). Gene Ontology annotation, molecular function: protein binding. The record is from RefSeq and is a predicted model, not a curated record. The transcript has 4 exons. Bases 131 to 421 code for a protein of 96 amino acids. NCBI's taxonomy places the organism in Eukaryota, Metazoa, Chordata, Actinopteri, Cyprinodontiformes, Poeciliidae.
AGUCGGCUCUUCGGAUUCACCACAAAGCUGGAGCAUACGGUGAGCACGACCCAUCACUACCAAACAGCGCAUGCGCUGAAGAUCGGGCGCACAACGGCUAGCCGAAGUAGCACAAACGGCAGCAACAACGAUGGCAGACGAGAAGCCAAAGGAAGGAGUAAAGACUGAGAACAAUGAGCACAUCAACCUGAAGGUGGCAGGGCAGGAUGGCUCGGUUGUGCAGUUCAAGAUUAAAAGGCACACUCCUCUCAGCAAGCUGAUGAAAGCUUACUGUGAACGGCAGGGUCUGUCAAUGAGACAAAUAAGAUUUCGAUUUGAUGGUCAGCCUAUUAAUGAAACAGACACACCUUCACAGCUAGAAAUGGAAGAUGAAGAUACAAUUGACGUGUUCCAACAACAAACUGGAGGAUCGGCUCUUUAAAGACUGUUUCCUGUGAACAUCCCUACCUCCCUUUUUGUCCCUGAACACCUUUGUUAUACCCAGUCUUCAUAUGCUCAUCACCAGUGUUUAUAUCAUGGGAAACUUGUACAAAAUGCUGAAAGGCAGCAGGGAGAGUUGACAUACACCUGCAUCGCACUGACACUUAAUAUGUUAGCAUCUCUGAAACUGUGCAGUGUGGCGAUAUCAAAAGCUUUGCAAGUUUUUUCCCCUUUUUCUUUUAUUUUUUUUUCUUCUUCCCAAGACCUGAAAGUUUUUUUUUUAUACAUACAACAGGGGUUUUGAUUUGGAUAGAAUAUUGUUGUUGAGUAAGCCCGUGUUUUAAAUUUGCUGACAUCUGUUGUUUUGAAGUGUAUUAUUGAAAUAAAUUGACUUUUUUAAUAAAA